Pocillopora meandrina is the source of this 1989-nucleotide messenger RNA. Lineage: Eukaryota; Metazoa; Cnidaria; Anthozoa; Scleractinia; Pocilloporidae. The record is from the annotation of a GenBank genome assembly.
AUGGAUCCUCUCUAUAAGAAUCUCAAGCAGCAAGUUACUUGCUCGAUUUGUCUCGAUACUUACACCCAACCUAAAACUAUAUCAUGUCUUCACACAUUUUGCUGUGAGUGUUUAGAGAGACAUGCCAGAGUGAGCCAGAGACAAGGGAAAUUCAGAUGUCCCGAGUGUCAGGCAGAAAUCGAUUUACCGGAAGGCAAUCGCUUCGACGGUUUGCCUAACAGCUUUUUACACAAAAGUCUGUUAGGUGUCUUUGAAGCGGAAGAGACUUGCCCGCAACAUACGGAAGAAAGAGUACGAUAUUACUGCUCCUGGUGUGAGGCGUGUAUUUGUCCAAUUUGCGUCGCUGAAGACCACCGAGGUCAUGCGUUUGACGUGCUUGAAAAUGCAGUACAAGAGGAUAAGAAAAACAUUAUGUUGACUGUCGAAACCAUCAAAGAAAAGGCAAACUUAUUUCGAGCAGAGUUAAGAAAAUUAGAGGAAUUAUCAGAGGAUGUGGAAUUGUCUAUCGCAAGGGCUAAAAAGGAAGUGUCGGAUGCAACUGAACACGUGAUCAGAAUAACGCGACAACAAGAAAAACAGCUCCUAGAGUCUUUAGAAAUGACGCGUAGGAGGAGAAUGGAGCGAAUCAACUCGGCUAAACAAGAACUAAUCUCUAAGGUAAAACAGAUGAGCCAAGCGGCUGAAUUUGCGGAGAAUUUGGUGCAACGGAGAUCAGCUGCGGAUAUCAUACAGAACAAAAACAACUUAAAACUUGAAGAGCUUUGUGGAGUAGAGGUUCCAAAACAUCGCCAGGCUACAUUUGUCAAAUUUACCGCCGCAUCGCAACACAACUUUAAACUGGGUUCUAUUCAAGUCUCCAAGAAGCCGGCAAUCGUAGGCAAAUCAACCCUCGAAGGACUGAAUCAAAAUUUUCAGGUUAAUGAACAGGCAAAGUUUACGUUGUGCCCACGGACAUCUGGAGGAGAGAUGAGUGACUACCCUGAAGAUCAAGUCGAAUUCCUCGUAACACCCGCCAAAGAUGUGGCAAACGUGACUGUUGAUGAGGAAUAUGACGGAAAUGUUAGGCUGAACUUUACUCCCAAAGUACCCGGGGCCUACAACAUUGAAGUGAAGAUUAAUGGCGAUAAACUACCGCCCUGUCCCAUGACUGUGCAGGUAAAAGAACGUGAACUUGUUGUGGUCGGCGAGUUGAAGUUAAAGCUCUUUCCGGGGGACAAGCUUAGAGGGUUAUUUGGAAUUGCUGUGAAUACAGAAGGCCAGAUAGUUGUGACGGAUAACAAUGGCCACUGUGUUUAUGUCUUUGACAAAAAUGGCAUCUGUUUGAGAAAAAUUGAAGGCAAGGGUAGUAACAAAGGAUUAUUUCAGCACCCUGUUGGCAUUUCGUUUUUAAAUGACAACGAGGUCCUUAUUUCAGACUUCACCAAUUGCAAAAUACUACAACUAAAUAUUCAGACAGGAACUGUGGUGAAAAGUUUUGGAAAAUUCGGUGAAGAAAAAGGAGAGCUAACUAAUCCAGUAUACGUUACUAUGGAUGAUGAAGAGCGCAUUGUUGUAACCGAGAGUAGCAAUCAUAGGAUACAGGUGAUGUCAAAGGAAGGAAGAUCUAUUUUUACAUUUGGAGACAAAGGCCCAGAGAAACUUGCAUGGCCAACCUGCUGCAUUUUUCACAAAAAUAUGUUUCUCGUAUCUGAUACAAGCAACCACUGCAUAAAAGCUUUUGACCUGUCAGGAACAUUCUUAUACAAGUUUGGCGAACGAGGGGAUCGACAUGGACAAUUUCGAAGGCCGCGUGGUUUGCUUGUAGAUAGCUCCGAUAAUCUUCUAGUAUGUGACACUGAAAAUAAACGAGUUCAGCAGUUUUCUUUAGACGGUCGCUUCACCGGAAAAAGUAUCACUCGUUUACCUAAGCCUAUGGCAAUAACAAAAGCACCAGACGGGCGUAUUCUUGUCACUAGCCAUGAUCAGAAAAAGGUGUAUAUUUUGGAAUAG